Molecule: messenger RNA, 2519 nt
Organism: Scylla paramamosain (green mud crab)
Lineage: Eukaryota; Metazoa; Arthropoda; Malacostraca; Decapoda; Portunidae
Exons: 8
Coding region: 765-1247 (160 amino acids)
Source: RefSeq, a predicted model, not a curated record
UUGAGGGCAAAUUCCUGCUUUCUUGUGCUCUGAUUGCCCGCGGCACCUCACUGUGCUCUGUGAUUGGCUGCUACGAGUUGUGCCGCCAUCUCCAUUUUGCUGUUUCCUGCUUGCCUAUUGUGUUUAAUUGCAUCUUUCCAUCUUAGCAGGUGUUACACAGAUAACCACGUCAACACACUUAUAUAAACACGUACACCCACAUGCUUGUGUGUAGUGUUUUUAUACACUACAAAUUUUUCUUGUCCUUCUAAUUUUUCCCAGGGGUUGUAUAUUUUCCUUGUGCAUUUUUAUUUACAUUGGACUGUUUUACAGUUACCGGUGUGUCGCUUUUGGGCUGUCUGGUGUGUGCUGUGUGUUUCUGGUGUGAAUAGUGUCAACCCUGGACCUGAUGAUCCCUUGGCAGUGCCUUCUGCAUGUGCCCUGUGCCUAACUUGCUGACAGCUGCUGCAACAACUCAUUACUCGUGCAAGCCUGCACUGCACACCACUUCUACAAGCCCAAGCCUACAUCUGCACAAAAAAUUUGAUGCAUCUUCCAGAAACAGCUCUCCACUGCACCAUCAACAAAAAUAUGUCAUCAAACAAGACAGAAUAAAGAAUUACAUGUCAGUAUCCACUCUAAAGGUCCUACAAACAACUACUGAACAAAAGGAUCUGCAGAUUCAGGCCUAAAAGGAGUUGUAGCUGUGCCAGAAGGAGAGGCUGCAGGGUACAAAGCCAACUGUGUUGGCUCACCUCAAAACACUGGAAGAGAAUCAGUAGCUGAUGGUAAACCUACUGCAAUCUGUAGCUUGUGCUAUAGGGUCAGGAGGGGAUAAUGUGAAAGAUGUGUUGCCAGCUCUAGUAUGCAGUUUAGAGGAGCUGGAUGACCUGUGCACUAAACUGGUUGAUGAAACAUUGAAAAGGAAAUUGACACUGUAUUUGUCAUCUUUAGGAGGGCACAACCUUGGAGACACAGUUCAUAGGAUUUUUAAAAGGCUUGGGAGCAAUGGUGUGUGGUCACAAUACAGCUUAAAGAGAAGGAAAGGAAAGCUAGCAUUUACUGAUCUUCCUAUCUGCAAAGUUGUCAACCGAGCAUACUUAAGAUACUUCACUGUGGCAAAAUUAUCUGAAGAAGAAUGUGAAAUUAGAGAGACCCUAAAGCAUGCAACUAAAAGAAAAGGUGCCCCAAAGUACAAGGAACCUGAGCCUAAGAGGCCUAUGAGACACAAGUGUUUAGUACAAGAGUCAUCAGAUUCUGAUGACUAGGCACAGUUGAAAUAAGGACAGAUGCCAAGGUGUACAGUACCCCAGGAGCCCCCCUACAGUAUGAGGCAUUCCACCUGCACACUCCUGUCCUCAUUCUUCCAACUCUGUCUCCCACAUGACCAUCAUUUCCUACCUGUUGCUGCUCAAUGUGGUAAAUGGGGGUGAGCAAGGAAGCCAGUGCUAAUUCUACCUCACAUCAAAGUUUCAUUGAUUUCUCUCUUCUCAUGUACUAAGUGAAAUUUAUUUUCUUUUUAAAACUUAUUAUAUAUUUUUUUUUAUUUUAAUUUAUUUUUAUACUACUACCAGAAGAGGCCUUUCAUUACCAUGCACUGGAAGACUCUCUCUCUCUCUCUCUCUCUCUCUCUCUCUCUCUCUCUCUCUCUCUCUCUCUCUCUCUCUAAAUUAGAGAUGUUCUUUUUCCUGAAAGUUUUUGUUUUGCCUGUGCCUUACCUAGUGUCCCUACUUUUCAAAAUGUGGCUAUCAAUUAAUGGCAUUUGAUAAAGAAUAUAUCUGCAGCAGGAAGGUACAGUUCAGUAAUAAGAAUAUCAGUCAUCCCUUUCCUAAACAAUUGAGCAAACUCUCAUUUGCAUGUCUAACACUUCCUGAAACACUUGCAUAAUUAGGCAGUAACAAAAUACAUUAUUACAUUUAUUCUGAAUAUCUGUGACUCACAACCAGUUCAAAAGUAAAGAAUAAGAAAAAUAGUAAUAAAGCACAUAGUAGAUAUCUUAAAUCUUUGUAUUCUCAUACUUUUUAUAACUAAUGAUGUCCCUGAAUUUUUGACAGUUGUAAUUAUUUUUAUUAUUGCCUAAUUAUGGAACAGUGUUUUAGAAAGCAUUGGACAUGCAAAUGAGAAUUUGCUCCACAGUUAAGGAAAGGGAUGAUUGAUAUUAAUUUAUCUGAAUUGCAUAUGCUUUACCUUUUCAAUGUUGGUCUUUAAUUUUCAACACUGAUAUGCUUUACUUAACCCCAGGGUGUAAGGUGUUUAUUCUUACUGGAUGAAUAUUAUUAUGCAGAAAAUGUUAGUUAUAUAUAUAAAAGAUGGAAUUUUUGUUAUAUAAUUAUGGCUUACAAGGAAUGUACUAUUUUUGUUGAUAUAUGUGAAAUGUAUUAUCUUUGUUAAUAAUAUAUAAUAAUAUAUGGCCUUUCUGGAAUAUACAGUUUUUGUUAUUACAUCUCAGUGCCCCUAAAAUGUACUAUUUUUGUUAAUAUAUACCAAUUUAUGACUUACUUGUAAAGUACUAUUUUUGUUAACAUAUAUUUUAUACCCUU